AUGCGGCUCCUGCUGCUGCUGCUCCCCGAGCUGCUCCUCCUGGUGCCGGCUCAGAAGUUCUCCGCGCUCACGUUUUUGAGAGUGGACCAAGACAAAGACCGAGAAUGCAGCCUGGACUGUGCAGGAUCCCCUCAGAAAUCACUUUGUGCUUCUGAUGGAAGGACUUUCCUGUCCCGCUGUGAAUUUCAACGAGCAAAAUGCAAAGAUCCUCAGUUGGAAAUUGCAUAUAGGGGCAACUGCAAAGAUGUUUCCAGGUGUGUGGCAGAGAGGAAAUACACCCAGGAACAAGCCCGCAAGGAGCUUCAACAAGUUUUCAUUCCCGAGUGCAAUGAUGAUGGCACAUACAGCCAGGUUCAGUGUCAUAGUUACACAGGAUACUGUUGGUGUGUCACUCCCAAUGGACGUCCAAUCAGCGGUACAGCUGUAGCACAUAAAACUCCACGGUGUCCAGGGUCUAUAACUGAGAAGUUGCCACAACGAGAAGGUGCAGGAAAUACAGAUGAUGCCUCAGCUCCCGCGCUGGAGACUCAGCCUCAAGGUGAUGAGGAAGAUAUAGCUUCUCGUUACCCUACAUUAUGGACUGAGCAAGUAAAGAGUAGGCAAAACAAAACCAAUAAAAAUUCAGCAUCGUCAUGUGAUCAAGAACUUCAGUCAGCACUGGAGGAAGCUAAACAACCCCAAAAAGACAAUGUGUUCAUUCCAGAGUGCGCUCAGGGUGGCCUUUACAAGCCCGUGCAGUGUCAUCCUUCCACAGGCUACUGCUGGUGUGUUCUUGUAGACACAGGACGUCCCAUCCCUGGUACAUCAACUAGGUACGAACAACCUAAGUGUGAUAACAGCGCCAGAGCUCAUCCAGCCAAAACAAAGGAUUUGUACAAAGGACGCCAGCUUCAAGGUUGUCCAGGGGCCAAGAAGAAUGAGUUCCUGACCAGUGUUCUGGAUGCACUCUCCACCGAUAUGGUCCACGCAGUCUCCGAUCCAUCAUUGUCUUCCAGCAGGCUUUCAGAACCUGAUCCAAAUCAUACUCUGGAAGAGAGAGUGGUCCACUGGUAUUUCAAACAACUUGAUAAAAAUUCCAGUGGCGAUAUUGGCAAAAAGGAAAUCAAGCCAUUCAAGAGAUUCCUGCGAAAAAAGUCAAAGCCCAAAAAAUGUGUGAAGAAGUUUGUAGAAUACUGUGAUGUGAACAAUGACAAAUCCUUAUCAGUUCAAGAAUUAAUGGGUUGUCUGGGAGUAACGAAAGAAGAAGGUAAAGCAGACACAAAGAAACGCCACAAUAUAAAACCAGAGGAUCACAAUUCCUACCUUGGUUCCCCUUGGCUCCAGCAGGAAGCAAGUUCCAGCAGCCAUUUACAGGCCCCCAAAAAUAAUCCUGAAAGCACUUCCUCCAACAGGCAGCAAAGCUCUAAGAAGCAAGGAUGA
Emys orbicularis (European pond turtle) is the source of this 1419-nucleotide messenger RNA. It is a transcript of the gene SMOC2, whose product is annotated as SPARC related modular calcium binding 2. The record is from RefSeq and is a predicted model, not a curated record. The transcript is spliced from 14 exons. Gene Ontology annotation, cellular component: basement membrane. Gene Ontology annotation, biological process: extracellular matrix organization. Gene Ontology annotation, molecular function: calcium ion binding; extracellular matrix binding; protein binding. NCBI's taxonomy places the organism in Eukaryota, Metazoa, Chordata, Testudines, Emydidae. Bases 1 to 1419 code for a protein of 472 amino acids.